CUAUCAUCCUGUUUCCCGUAUCAUAGUAACAGAGCAGAUGUCAGGGCCUGUUGCUAAGGGUUCCCUGGAAUAUUAAUACCUGGGUGUAGAACAGAGGGCUUUCACACGGGGCCUUUGAGGGCUUUGGAAGCACCAGCUUGGUGAUGUGACUCCCCGUGCCUGUCCGGGUGCCCUGAGCCAUGGCUGACACCAUCUUCGGCAGUGGGAAUGAUCAGUGGGUUUGCCCUAACGAUCGGCAGCUUGCGCUGCGAGCCAAGCUGCAGACGGGUUGGUCUGUGCACACCUACCAGACGGAGAAACAGAGGAGGAGCCAGAGCCUCAGCCCGGCAGAGGUGGAGGCCAUCCUGCAGGUCAUCCAGAGGGCGGAGCGGCUCGACGUCAUGGAGCAGCAGAGAAUCGGGCGCCUGGUGGAACGGCUGGAGACCAUGAGGCGGAAUGUGAUGGGGAACGGCCUCUCCCAGUGUCUGCUCUGUGGGGAGGUGCUGGGCUUCCUGGGCAGCUCAUCAGUAUUCUGCAAAGACUGCAGGAAGAAAGUCUGCACCAAAUGUGGGAUCGAGACCUCCCCUGGCCAGAAGCGGCCCCUGUGGCUGUGUAAGAUCUGCAGUGAGCAAAGAGAGGUCUGGAAGAGGUCUGGGGCCUGGUUCUACAAAGGACUCCCCAAGUACAUCCUGCCCCUGAAGACCCCUGGCCGGGCUGACGACCCCCACUUCCGACCUUUGCCUGUGGAGCCGGCAGAGCCAGAACCCAGGAGCACUGAGGCCAGCCGCGUCUACACGUGGGCUCGAGGGAGAGUGGUUUCCAGCGACAGUGACAGUGACUCCGAUCUCAGCUCCUCCAGCCUGGAGGACAGACUCCCACCCACUGGGGUCAGGAACACCAAAGGUGACAAGCUCGUGGGGGAAUCAGGUGGCAGCACGGAGUCCCCUAGGAUGGGGCUGACCCACCCGCCCAGCCUCCUCUCGGGAAGCCAGAGCAGCCUGGCCAGUGAGACUGGGGGGGGCUCUGCAGACCCGCAGGGGGGCGCCCCACCCUGGCCUGAGCCCAAGGGCCCCGGCAAAAGACACCCCCGGGCGAGUCCCCGCUACUGAUGUGGCUUCUGGGACUUGGAUGCAUGGAGCAGACUUUCCAGUGGAAGAUCUUGAGAGAGAGGAAGGAAGCACAAGCCAGGCCUUCCCAGCUCCUUCCUGGCCAGUUCCUGAGCUCUCACCAGCCACCCCAGUGCCA
This is a messenger RNA of Ictidomys tridecemlineatus (thirteen-lined ground squirrel), 1224 nucleotides long. The record is from RefSeq and is a predicted model, not a curated record. NCBI's taxonomy places the organism in Eukaryota, Metazoa, Chordata, Mammalia, Rodentia, Sciuridae.